This is a messenger RNA of Ziziphus jujuba (common jujube), 2894 nucleotides long. Its product is annotated as nucleolar complex-associated protein 3. The coding region runs from base 227 to 2767 and encodes 846 amino acids. The transcript has 14 exons. Gene Ontology annotation, cellular component: nucleolus. The record is from RefSeq and is a predicted model, not a curated record. Gene Ontology annotation, biological process: DNA replication initiation. Gene Ontology annotation, molecular function: chromatin binding. Lineage: Eukaryota; Viridiplantae; Streptophyta; Magnoliopsida; Rosales; Rhamnaceae.
CCCCCCCAAAAAAAAAAAAAAAAAGAGAGAGAAUGUAGGGUUUGAGGUUGGUUUUCAAUCUUCGGCAAACACAGCAGAAGAAGAGUUUCUGUUGGAGCUUCAAAAUCAGAGUCACCGAAAAAGCACUUUCAGAGAUUCUUGAAGAAGACGUUGUUGUUUCAUUUUUCGAAGGCUUUGAGCUUGAAGUUUCGGAAGUGGUUAUCGUCGAAAAGCAUUUUUCAACGGAAUGGUGAAGAAGCAGAAGCAGAAGAUAAUUCUGCCGCCCGACCUCCCUCCGGAUAUAAAUGAGGACGAAAUCGAGGUUUCUGACGAGGACUUGCAGUUUGUCAAUGAGAAUCGAGAAUAUGCUGGCUUUGUCUCUCGCUUGGAUACUAAAUCCAUCACAAAGCAUGUUACUCGCGUUGCUGAUGUGAAAGAAGAUGCUUUAGAAGCUUUGUAUGAGAAGCGCUUGAAGAAGAAAUUAUUGCAGAGAGAACAGGAGGAGGAUAGCAAACUUCAAGUUGAUCAUGUAGAAGCCCUUCCUAUCAAAACAUUAGAUGGACAACUCAAAUACCGAACAGUAACAAAGCCAUCAACAGCAUCGGAAAGUGGUGUUACUGGAGAACGGGAGACUGGUGGCGAUGAUGAGGAUGAUACUGCAGGUAAAAGCAUUGUUAAGCUGACAAAGGCAGAAAAGAGGGCAAAGCUUAAAAAGAGUAGGAAAGAAGCAAAAAAACAAGGGAAGGAGUUGGAUGAGAGUGAAGCCGAACAAACUCCACAAGCAGUAGUGCUGGCUGAGGUAAAGGAAGAUCUAACAGCUGAAGAAGCUUUUGAAAAUAAGAAGCGUAAGCUCGCAGAGCUAGGAAUUGCACUACUUGCUGACCCAGAGUCAAAUAUUAAAUCUCUGAAGGAGUUUUUACAACUAUGUAAAGAUAAUGAUCAUGCAAUUGUCAAACUUGGACUCCUAUCUCUGUUGGCUGUUUUUAAGGAUAUUAUCCCUGGCUACCGGAUUAGACUUCCUACUGAGAAGGAGCAGGAAAUGAAGGUUUCUAAGGAUGUUAAAAAGAUGCGGUUUUAUGAAUCAACACUUCUAUCUUCAUACAAGGCAUACCUGCAGAGGUUGACAGCAUUAGAAAAGCAGUUGUCAUUUCAACAAGUGGCCAUUCGCUGUAUCUGUACUUUGCUUGAUGCAGUACCCCACUUCAACUUCCGAGAGAGCUUGUUAGGUGUUGUUGUCAGAAAUAUAGGUUCGCCAGAUGAUGUCAUAAGGAGACUUUGUUGUUCUACUAUAAAGUCACUUUUUAAAAAUGAGGGAAAACAUGGCGGUGAAGCUACUGUGGAGGCUGUUCGAUUGAUUGCACAUUAUGUGAAAGAUCAUAAUUGUCAAUGGCAUCCCGAUUCAAUUGAGGUUUUCUUGUCUUUGUCAUUUGAUGAAGAUAUUUCGAGGCCAGAAAAAGCUGAUGAGAAGAAUAAAGGAAAAAACAAGAAAAAUAAGAAAAGAAAGAGUGUUGAGGAGCCAAGUCAGUUGCAAGACAAUAGAAGGAAAAGAAGUAAGCAAGAGUUGACGGAAAAGAUGAGAGAGGAGGUUAAUGCGGAUUACAAAGCUGUCGCAUUUACCCCCAAUGUUGCAGAGCAGAGAAGGAAGCAGUCAGAGACACUUUCUGCUGUUUUUGAGACAUAUUUUCGCAUCUUGAAGCAUGCAUUGCAGUCAAUUGCUGCCAGGCCUGAAGUGGAUGCCUCUCUAUCUGCUGGUGGAUCUGGUUCUCACCCUUUGCUUGCCCCCUGUCUCAAAGGAUUAGGAAAAUUUUCACAUCUAAUUGAUAUAGAUUUCAUGGGCAACCUUAUAGAUCAUCUGAAGAGGCUUGCUUCUGGUGGCAGUAUCUCUGAAAACAAUUCUGGAAAGUGUUUGACGUCUUUGACAGUAUCUGAGCGCCUUCAGUGUUGCAUUGUUGCUUUUAAGGUGAUGCGGACCAACCUUGAUGCCUUGAAUGUUGAUUUGCAGCAAUUCUUUGUCCAACUUUACAAUCUUAUCUUAGAGUAUAGGCCUGGAAGAGAUCAGGGUGAAGUGUUAACUGAAGCUCUGAAGGUAAUGUUAUGUGAUGAUAGACAACAUGACAUGCAAAAGGCUGCUGCAUUUGUAAAACGUUUAGCCACUUUCUCACUGUGUUUUGGAUCUGCAGAGUCGAUGGCUGCCUUGGUCACUUUGAAACACCUUCUUCAGAAAAACAUCAAGUGCCGAAAUUUGUUGGAAAAUGAUGCUGGAGGUGGCUCAGUUUCAGGUUCCAUUGCGAAAUAUCAUCCAUAUGAGAAAGACUCCAAUUUAAGCGGUGCUCUUGCUUCAGUCCUUUGGGAACUGAAUCUCCUGUCGAAGCAUUACCAUCCAGCGAUCUCACUUUUGGCUUCAAAUAUUUCAAGCAUGAGCGUUGCUAAUAACCAGGUUUAUCUCUCUAAUAUCUCCCCCAUACAAGCUUUCACUGAUAUGUCCCUUGAACGGGAAACAUUCGAUCCGCCAAGCGGUAUCAACAAAUCAAAUAACAAGAGAAAAAGAGGAAUCGGUUCGUCCAUAUCUGCUAGUGUGGAGACUUCUGGGGAGACAAGUUCAAUUGAUGAAGAUGAGUUGAGAAAGAAACUCUCUGCGCAUUUCAUGCUUCUUCGUGACAUUAAGGAGAACAAGAAGUUGAGGAGUGAGCUAGAACAUGUAACUUCAUCCCUACAACAACACAAAGAGUACAAGCAGCAAAAGAGAAAAACGACGCAAAGGCCUAAAUCCAAGAAAAAGUUAGUCUAAGAUGAUGCUUUUGGCCUUCGGCAAAUUUUGACAAAAAUGAGUAAAAUAAUAUGGUUUUGAACAGUAUUAUAUUUCGUUGUUUACAUUACCGUAUUUAAUGCAGAGAAUUACCUGUGGUUUUGUUUAA